AUGAUGAUGAUGAUGAUGAUGAUGAUGAUGAUGAUGAUGAUGAUGAUGAUGAUGAUGAUGAUGAUGAUGAUGAUGAUGAUGAUGAUGAUGAUGAUGAUGAUGAUGAUGAUGAUGAUGAUGAUGAUGAUGAUGAUGAUGAUGAUGAUGAUGAUGAUGAUGAUGAUGAUGAUGAUGAUGAUGAUGAUGAUGAUGAUGAUGAUGAUGAUGAUGAUGAUGAUGAUGAUGAUGAUGAUGAUGAUGAUGAUGAUGAUGAUGAUGAUGAUGAUGAUGAUGAUGAUGAUGAUGAUGAUGAUGAUGAUGAUGAUGAUGAUGAUGAUGAUGAUGGUAUUGGCGAAAUGA
Molecule: messenger RNA, 339 nt
Organism: Schistosoma mattheei
Lineage: Eukaryota; Metazoa; Platyhelminthes; Trematoda; Strigeidida; Schistosomatidae
Source: the annotation of a GenBank genome assembly